CAUACGUACGCAACCCUCCGCAUUCUGUCUCAUUCCACCUCGUCGCUGGCCCACCAAACGUCGACCUCGUCCCCCACAUCGCCCAGGACAUGCCGCCCGUGAAGGAGAAGGACUCGCCGGACGGGGAGCCGAGGCAGAGGAAGCGGCCCGGCCGAGUGCCCGUCUCGUGUGCUGAAUGCCGAAGGCUCAAGCUGCGUUGCGAUCGCAAGGUCCCAUGUGAGACCUGCACGAAGAGAGGGUGCGCCGCGCUAUGCCCCGACGGCCAAUUAAUCACUGGGGGUAAGGGUACAAGGCAAGCGGUUGCGGAUGUCGAAGACCUCAAGAACAAGAUUGAUCAGCUGAAGGGGCGGUCGGCCGCGCUGGAGAACGCGUUGCGAACCAUCCAAGCUGCCAUCUCCGAUGAGCCACACCCAUUGCUGCGCGAAGGCGAGAAUGGCGCAGGUAGCGGUGGCAGCGCAGCAGAGUCACCCUCCUCUUCGCAUGCGAAUGGUUCACCUGGGGACAUUCCUGCUCUCUCUGCGGACGAAGAGGAUGUCCUCGAUGCAUUCGGUACUCUGACCUUAGGUCUGAGAGGAGAGACGCGCUUCUUUGGCCAGACUUCGCGCUCGGAGUAUCUCAUCCAUGCUCCAGAGCGAUUAUCUGCUAGCGAAGUGCCGCUACCGCGUCUAUCAGCAGCAAUGGUGGAUGAAGCCAAUAAAGAGUUGGACGUCCCGCUCGUGAACUGCGAUAUCGCAAUGGAGAUGAUGAAGAUGCUUCCGCCACUAUCGCAAGCGUGUCAGCUAGGCGAGACAUUCCUCGAAUUCGGGAAAUUCUUAUGGUAUCCCCUCCCUCGAAAAUACAUCUUCGACGACAUCAUCUCUGUGAUUUAUCACUCGCCGAAGGACGAGUCGUGCAAUGUCGCCACACUACAUCUAAUGUCCCUCCUCUGGAUCAUAUACGCCCUCGCCACCCUUUACGAUCCCAACACGCCGCCAUAUGCGGUCGAGGCGCAAGAAUAUUACUUGCUCUCUCGCGUCGCGCUACGCUUUGCACCGCCUGCGCACGACACGACACUUACUGCCAUCCAGACUAUGAUCUACAUGACGCAGUACCUCGAAAUGAGCGACUGCGAGCCAGCACACACUGGUUCCCACAAGGCGUGGAUGCAAAUCGGGCAGGCUGUGAAGCUGGGACACAGUAUUGGACUCCAUGUCAGCAGUUCACGGUGGCGCCUGUGCGAGGACGCGUCCCUACACCGGAAUCAGGUGUUCUGGCAGCUAUUUACCCAGGACACAUGGCUAAGCUUCGGUUUUGGCCGACCUCCAAGCAUCAACCUGGACUUUGUCGAUUGCGAGAUACCGAAGGAGCCCGAUACUGUGUCCGCGUCCAGUGAACAAGACAAGCGCGAGGCUGGCUUCCAUGUGUGGACCUGGCAGUACACGAAACUGCUGUACUCGAUCAUGACGACGGCGUUCGGCGCAAAGCAGCCCGGGUACGCGAAGGUGAUGGAGCUGGACCGCAAAGUGCGCGAUUUCCCGGUGCCGUCGUCGCUACGCGUGCAAUGUGGCGCAGUAGAGGAGCCGGCGCCGACGACGGCACUAAACGAGCAACGGCUGCUCGCAACAUUGCUGAAGGAGACGACUCUGUUGAACCUUCACCGCCCGUACUUCUCGCAGGCGCUGAACGACCUGCCCGAAGACCCGCUGAGGCACAAGUAUGGCCCAUCCGUGAUGGCGAUAUAUCGCUCUGCAUGGCGGAUAUUCGCCAGCACACGGUGCGCAUACAAGGCCGUGCCCAAUAUUUCGUCUCGGAUGGGCAUUAUAUGGUCGCAUGCGCUCUCAGGCAGCAUCGUGAUGUGCCUGCUGGUCACUCGUGCCCCUUCGUCUAAUUUGGCGCGGUGCUCUCUGAACGAGCUAGACAAGCUGUGCGAGCUGUUCGAAGAGGCUGCGAGCCAGUGCCAGAUCGCAUCCAACAACCUUGAGGUAAUCCGGAAGCUCCGCAAACAAGCCCACGACGCGAUCAACAAAGCACAACCGGCCGAGGAAUCCGCGCGCGUCCACAGCGAGCUCGACCGUCUCGGCGGCAAGACCCACCUCAUCUGCCCCACCGAGCCGCGGCGCGAAGUGGGGUGCGCAGCCAAGCGGCGGACACCCCCGUCCGAGCCCGCCGUGCAGCCAGAGAUGAUCCACCCGACGAUCAUGCAGGACAUGCGCGCGUUCGACGGGGGCGUGCCGUGGGACGCGUUCAACGGGGACGACGGCGCGGGCGGGGCGGUCGCGGCGGGCGCGAGCUCGCUUACGCACUUCAACCUCGACUUCCCGUCGACGGCGUUCCCGAACCCGCAGCAGGCGGAGUUCCCGCUGUUCCCGGACUUUGACUUUGCGUCGCCCGCGGGUACUGUUAACACGCCGUCGAGCGGGUCGGGCGGACCUGGAUCCGUAGGAGCGAACGGGGUUGGAACCGGGAGUGGGAGUGGAGGGAUGGGGGCGCCGCCGUUGGCGCAUGUGUCGCCGGACCCGUGGACGCACCCGAUGCAGGCGGCUUUAGACCCGCCGUCUGGGGUACCGGUGUUGGACGCGUCGUGGCAGGCGUUCGUCGAGCAGCUUGGGUUCUAAUAACCGGCCUGAGGACGGAGUGUGUAUUGUAUGGGCCGCUGUCUGCGUGUAUUUGUUCUUGUCCUACUCGUGAAGUGUUAUCGAGCUAUCGUUCAUUUCUACGGCUAUGUCCCGGACAGACCGCGACUAGCGGCACUAGUACGCGCC
Trametes versicolor FP-101664 SS1 is the source of this 2741-nucleotide messenger RNA. RefSeq lists its product as uncharacterized. The transcript has 18 exons. The coding region runs from base 90 to 2594 and encodes 834 amino acids. Gene Ontology annotation, molecular function: DNA binding; zinc ion binding; DNA-binding transcription factor activity, RNA polymerase II-specific. Gene Ontology annotation, biological process: DNA-templated transcription; regulation of DNA-templated transcription. NCBI's taxonomy places the organism in Eukaryota, Fungi, Basidiomycota, Agaricomycetes, Polyporales, Polyporaceae. The record is from RefSeq and is a predicted model, not a curated record.